AUGGCUGCUCCCAGUGGAAACCAAUACAACAGAAAGCUGGCAUCGUGGGGCAUAAGGAAAUAUUUUUCUGGAAGUGACUGGGCCAGUGUCUCCUCUGUGAAACGAAAGCGAAGCCAAGAGGGCAAAGAUAGUGAUUUCGCUUUCUAUGGCCGCAAGAUCACACGGCAAAAACUCGAGAAAGAAAUCGCACGGCACGUUCCCUUGAGUAGGAGUUGGUGCAGCUCUGAGAAAGAUGUUCUUCCAGAUUAUAUUACUGUCUCUACACCACUGGCAGAGUCAAUGGGCAUAUCUCGCAAGUUCCUUCUUCGUAACCUUCCUUGGUACGAUUACACACAGGAAAUACAAGCACUUGGUAAGUCCUUGGCGGCUACUUACAACCUAUUUCGAACUGCGCUUUGA
Molecule: messenger RNA, 399 nt
Organism: Penicillium hordei
Lineage: Eukaryota; Fungi; Ascomycota; Eurotiomycetes; Eurotiales; Aspergillaceae
Exons: 1
Coding region: 1-399 (132 amino acids)
Source: RefSeq, a predicted model, not a curated record